AAUCUUAGUACAGGCUCUUCGCUGGAUUCUGAAACAAGUCAUAAGCGCAGGCUUAUGCCUAUGAUGUAUCAAAUGUACGAAAGUCAGUAUGAAGACCUUCGCGGCACCAUUUACGGCCCAGACAGUCCAGACUUUCACCCAGCUCAGGCUAGUGAGACUUUGAGAAAGGCGCUUAGCGGAAUGGAAACCAAGGAUCAAAUUGUGAUCAAUACGCUCUUAUUCCAUAACAACUUUCAACGCCAAAAAAUCCUUAGCGCCUAUGAGGAUAUGUACGGAAGGAAACUGAUCGACGAUCUGGAGGAAGAAGCUGGGGGAUAUUUUCUAGAAACGGCUCAAGCCUUAUUCAAACCCGCGCCUCAGUAUGACACGAUGAAUCUGCAUCGAUCAAUAUCGGUAAGUUACCGAUAUUUCAAUUGA
Molecule: messenger RNA, 417 nt
Organism: Strongylus vulgaris
Lineage: Eukaryota; Metazoa; Nematoda; Chromadorea; Rhabditida; Strongylidae
Source: the annotation of a GenBank genome assembly